CACCAGCUGUCAUCAUUGUCUUCUCCUUCCUCACUUCUCUUCUCCAUUUCUCAUCUUCCCCCUUAUUUCAUCACUCUCCCAAUCCUUAAACCCUAACCCUAAUUCCCACUCUGUAAAUAAAUUCAUUUCUUCACGCCCAAGAAAUGAAUUCCUGCUCCCAUUAUUUGAUUCUAUUCACUCUCGUAGCUCUACCGAGUUUAGUACUCGGUACCGAGUUAUCAUUCUACGAUGUUCUUAAGAAGCACGAUUUGCCGAUGGGGUUAUUGCCGAAGGGAGUUAGGGAUUUUAAAAUUGACGACUCGGGUUUUUUCGAGGUGUACUUGGAUCAAGCUUGUAAUGCCAAGUUUGAGAGUGAAAUACACUACGAUAGGAAUGUUUCGGGUACUAUGAGCCGCGGGCAGAUCGGGGCUUUGUCGGGUAUUACGGCGCAGGAGUUGUUUUUGUGGUUUCCGGUUAAGGGUAUUCGGGUGGAUAUACCCAGUUCGGGUUUGAUUCAUUUUGAUGUUGGGGUUGUUUCUAAGCAGUUUUCGCUGUCGUUGUUCGAGACUCCGAGGGAUUGUAUGGCGGUUCGUGAUGGACAAAUUGAGGAUAUUAAGAAUGGGAAGCUUAUUGCUGAUGCUGUCUCUAAGAGUCAACUUGGGGAGUUAAGAUAUCAAUUGGACCAAGAGAAUUUUGGGAGGGGAAUUUUGUAGAGUUCUUAUUAUGAUCAAGAUGUGCAGUAGCUCAAUCAAAAUCAAUCAAGUAAUGGGUUCAUCAGUUCACUUUGUAAAUUUCAUGGAUGAUUCUGCUUCAGCAGGUCAAAAGGCUUCGAUUCAGUGUGUUUGCAUUGUCUUUCCUUUUCUUUAAGCAUAUAGUACAGAAUAUGGGACUUAGCAGAGCCAAGCUUACUUAUCUAUGCCGUAAAUGGAAAAAAUUAUCGAGGUGGCGGCAUGAUCAUGAACAUCAAGCGAGAAAGGAGCAUUUGGCUGAGGUGAUAUUCAGGUGAUAAAUUCAUAUGUUAAAUUUUCUGUAUUUUUAAACACGGGUGCAUUGUCAAAUCAGUUUUUGUAGUAUAAGUUUUCUUUUAGAUUGAUGAGAGACGUAUACAUUUACCACAAAAAUAUCAAUAAGAAUAAAUCACGUUCUGGAUUCA
Mercurialis annua (annual mercury) is the source of this 1132-nucleotide messenger RNA. RefSeq lists its product as uncharacterized. The transcript is spliced from 2 exons. The record is from RefSeq and is a predicted model, not a curated record. Bases 144 to 692 code for a protein of 182 amino acids. Lineage: Eukaryota; Viridiplantae; Streptophyta; Magnoliopsida; Malpighiales; Euphorbiaceae.